AUGCAUGCAUAACCGAGAAGAGAAUGAUUUUGGACGGAAAAGUGCGAAAUAAAAAAGAAAAAGUUUCUGGAAGAGAAAACAAAAUGGCAACGCGAGGAACCGCUGCUGCUGCGUUCGUAAUAUGGAAGCACCAAAGCAACCCUUCUCUUCAAUCUCUGUCAUCGCACCAUUUUUAUCCCAUUUCCAAGCCUCCAAUCAUCCCAAAAGGGUUUAAAUAUCAAAGUAGGGGAAUAAUACAAGGAGCAAGUGUUGAUUCCCCCGUUACAAAAUUGAAGAACAAGGAUGAGUCAAAACCAAAACCUGAGAAUUGGAAAAUCAAAAUGCUUUACGAUGGGGAUUGCCCUCUCUGUAUGCGUGAGGUUAAUAUGCUUAAGGAAAGGGAUGAGGAACAUGGAAAAAUAAAGUUCGUCGACAUCAGUUCCAAUGAUUAUUCCCCGCAAGAAAAUCAAGGGCUUGAUUACAAAACAGUUAUGGGGCAGAUCCACGCGAUUCAGUCCGAUGGAAAUGUGAUAACGGGUGUGGAGGCAUUUAGGAGACUGUAUGAAGAGGUUGGGCUUGGAUGGGUUUACACCAUCACCAAAUUUGAACCAAUAGGAAAGGUAGCUGAUGCAGUGUAUGAUUUCUGGGCCAAGUAUCGACUUAAGGUCACAGGGCGGCCACCUAUAGAAGCUAUUCUUGAAGCGAGAAAGAAAAAUAAGGUGGAGACAUGUGGUGACAGUAAGGCGUGCAAGAUGUGAUGCUUUAAAAGAUUUACAUAUACCACAACCAGUUUGGACAUAAGCUUUAUUUGCCCGCUAUAUGCAAACUUAGUGUUUGUUUGUAUAUCAUAAAUUAAAUAUUUUUAGACCACAUGUUCCUUAGGAAAUAUGAAUAUUUGAAAUCAAAGUCGACACAGU
Molecule: messenger RNA, 896 nt
Organism: Eruca vesicaria subsp. sativa (arugula)
Lineage: Eukaryota; Viridiplantae; Streptophyta; Magnoliopsida; Brassicales; Brassicaceae
Source: the annotation of a GenBank genome assembly